CCACGACAAACUAACCACACAGCAGUCAAAAUGGUCGCCGCUAAGAAGCACGUCCCGAUCGUCAAGAAGCACACCAAGCGCUUCAACCGCCACCAGUCGGACCGCUUCAAGUGCGUCGACCCAUCAUGGCGCAAGCCCAAGGGUAUCGACAGCGCCGUCCGUAGGCGAUUCAAGGGCCGAGCUGCCAUGCCCAAGAUCGGAUACGGCUCCAACAAGAAGACGCGCCACAUGAUGCCCAGCGGCCACAAGGCGUUUGUCGUCAACAACGUCGCCGAUGUUGACCUCCUCCUUAUGCACAACAGCACUUUUGCCGCAGAGAUCGCCCACGCCGUAUCAGCACGGAAGCGCAUCGACAUCAUCGCCCGCGCAAAGCAACUCGGUGUCAAGGUUACCAACGGCAAGGCCCGCGUCAAGACCGAGUCGUAGAAAUGUGUGGAUUUUCACUUUGGGGCGGGGCAUACAAGGCGUCUCUCUGAUUAGUUACGAUCUCAAUGGGAAGGCUUUUCAUCUUGUUCGGCUCACAGUACCAGUACCCAUUGAUACGGUACGAGGAGAAGCAUGCACUUGAAAACAAGAUUGCGACACGCUACUGCGGCAUGGCCCAGGACAUGAAAGGACAGAAGCCGUAGGAAUGCAAUGAAAAAGGAGCCAAAAGAUUACCAGC
Messenger RNA from Exserohilum turcica Et28A, 664 nucleotides. RefSeq lists its product as uncharacterized. Gene Ontology annotation, molecular function: structural constituent of ribosome. Gene Ontology annotation, cellular component: cytosolic large ribosomal subunit; ribosome. Bases 31 to 426 code for a protein of 131 amino acids. The record is from RefSeq and is a predicted model, not a curated record. Gene Ontology annotation, biological process: translation. The transcript has 7 exons. Lineage: Eukaryota; Fungi; Ascomycota; Dothideomycetes; Pleosporales; Pleosporaceae.